AUGGCAGGAGUUACAGCCAGAUACUCCUCAACGAGGUUCCAGGACCCAGCCCAGAAGGAAUACUUCUCGUUUGAGGAAGUAGUACUGAAGGGCUUGGCAUCAGAUGGAGGACUAUUCCAUCCGCACUCAAUACCAAAUAUACGCAGUGAACUUCAGUCAUGGCAGGACCUCUCCUUCUCAGACCUUGCAUUCAACAUCAUGCGGCACUUUAUUGACGACUCAGAGAUCUCCGACAGUGAGCUGAAGACCAUUGCUGAUUCCUCCUACACUCCCUUCCGGUCAAAAGACGUCACCCCUGUCAUCCCUCUGAGCAAAUCUUCACAUCUUUACCUCAUGGAGCUGUUCCACGGCCCGACGUUCGCAUUCAAGGAUGUAGCCUUGCAAUUCCUUGGCAACCUCUUCUCGUUCUUCCUGGUCCGGAAGAACAAGUCCGUUCCAUCGAAUGCCACACGACACCACCUGACUGUGAUCGGGGCUACAUCUGGAGACACAGGGUCCGCUGCGAUCUACGGCUUACGCGGCAAGCCUGACGUCUCCAUCUUCAUCAUGUUUCCACACGGCAAGGUGUCCCCUGUGCAGGAACUUCAGAUGACCACAGUGCCCGACCCUAACGUGCACUGCCUGUCAGUCACAGGGACGUUCGACGACUGCCAAGACUAUGUCAAAGCUCUAUUCUCGGAUCCAGAGACCAACAAGAUUCACCACCUGGCUGCAGUCAAUUCCAUUAAUUGGGCGCGUAUCCUUGCCCAGAUAACAUAUUACUUCUCCGCCUACUUCCAGCUACUUCGACAGCAACCAGAUCUGAAACGAAUUCGGUAUGUCGUACCCACUGGAAACUUCGGCGAUAUUUUGGCCGGCUACUACGCCUCAAGGUUGGGUCUGCCGGUCUCGAAGCUCAUCAUCGCCACAAACGAGAAUGAUAUUUUGCACCGCUUCUGGGAAACAGGCACAUACUCGAAGUCGCCAAAACCAGCAUCUGAACCGCACGAAGGCAUACCUGAGGACGGGGCGAAAGCCCACGAAGAAGGCGUCAAGGAGACGUACUCGCCAGCCAUGGACAUUCUGGUCUCGUCGAACUUCGAGCGUCUCCUGUGGCACCUGACCUUCGAGCACGAGUGUAACCUGAACCCGCAUGUCAAGUCAGAAUUAUCUGUGCGACAAGCUGGCAAGAAGAUCAACGGAUGGUUCCAACAGCUAAAGAACACAGGCAGCUUCACCGUCGACCCCGAAAUAUUGGAGCUUGCAAGAGAGUUGUUCACUAGCUACCGUGUCAGCAAUCCUGAGACGCUGGACAUCAUCAAGGGAGCAUAUCGUGGAGAAGCUAUCGAACACAAAGGCUACGUGCUAGAUCCACACAGUGCAAUUGGCGUAGCGGCAUCGUUGCGCGAGCUGCAGAAGGCGAGCUUGGCGCCAGGCGAGGUGGUAGUCAGUCUGGCUACAGCACACCCUGCCAAGUUCGCUGGCGCGGUCGAACUGGCGCUCAAAGAGGAGGCUGAUUUCAGCUUCGAUACUGUGCUGCCAGAAGAAUUUAAAGGUUUGGACGCUCUCGAGAAACGAGUUGUGAGAGUGGAGGAAGGCAAAGGCUUGCCUGAGAUUCGAGAUCUGAUCACUAAAGAGGUGGAAAAGGAGAGGGCGGAAAGAAAUGGAGCGGCUCAUGAUUGA
Cyphellophora attinorum is the source of this 1662-nucleotide messenger RNA. RefSeq names its product Threonine synthase. Gene Ontology annotation, molecular function: threonine synthase activity; pyridoxal phosphate binding. The transcript has a single exon. The record is from RefSeq and is a predicted model, not a curated record. Bases 1 to 1662 code for a protein of 553 amino acids. Gene Ontology annotation, biological process: L-threonine biosynthetic process. NCBI's taxonomy places the organism in Eukaryota, Fungi, Ascomycota, Eurotiomycetes, Chaetothyriales, Cyphellophoraceae.